GUUGAUUCUUUUGGUAAUGCUUUUGUUUUUUUUUAAGAAACCGCCGGUAGAGCCUUCAGGAUUACAUUUAUCAUAAAAAAUUAACAGUGCUACAGUUCUUAAAUCGCAAAUUAUAGUUCGUCUUAAUGGAGGAUGAACUAGUACCUCGAUUACCCGUCGACCAGGAGGAGAUCGAUUUUCAUGACUGGCACAUAGCUUACUUCAAAUCGCAUAUACUUAAAAGUAUUUGUGCGAAGGGUCAAGAUGCCCACUGCAAGGAAGGAGAUGACUAUUGCGAACUUUGUACUUAUCAAAAUGCAUUGGAGCUACCACAUCUGCCAGAUAUGGUUUUUCACAAAAAUAAGCUAUGUUUGCAACAUCGGGAUGGUGCAACUCUUGAAUUUUUACCCAUCGAUGCUCUACGUUUGGUUGAAAACGGCAAACAACCACUGCAGGUAGCUUGUGCUCAGGAGUGGAAAGAAAGUCGACCGGAAAGCUUAAUGGAGGAAAAAUUUAAACCUUUCGAUUGGACUUUCACUACAGACUAUCAGGGAACUGCCAACGAGAAAUUUCGUAUAGAAAAAUCCGACCAACAUCUAAACAAAUUUAAAUUAAUGCAACGUGAGAAAAUACUUUUCUAUCAUGAUUUAACACUUUUUGAAGACGAGCUACACGACAAUGGAAUAUCAUCCUCAUCAGUAAAAAUUAGGGUUAUGCCUUCGGGAUUCUUCAUACUGUUAAGACAUUUUUUGCGUGUGGACAAUGUUUUGCUGAAAAUUCAUGAUACUCGUUUUCACUACGAAGUAGGAAAUGACUUCAUAUUUAAGGAGUAUACUAAACGCGCUGCAACUUAUGAAGAGUUGAAGAAUGUACCACCCGCCUACUUUACCAUCCCCAAUGAAAUUGAACAACAUAUGCCAAUAAAUGAAAAAUUGGCAUACAAUCUGUAUUUCAAAUAACGAUUAGUGCACAAAAACUUUUAGCGUUAACUUUGGUAAAUCGCCAAAUUUAUAAAUAACUACCCAACCAUAAAAUUAACUUGAAACGUCAUCUAUGAUAUGUUGUAAUUUCUUUAAAAAUAAUGUAUUUAUACAAAAUAAAACAAUACUUGUCAUGCAAUAUAAAAAGCAAA
This is a messenger RNA of Stomoxys calcitrans (stable fly), 1111 nucleotides long. RefSeq names its product TIP41-like protein. The transcript has 5 exons. Gene Ontology annotation, biological process: TOR signaling. NCBI's taxonomy places the organism in Eukaryota, Metazoa, Arthropoda, Insecta, Diptera, Muscidae. The record is from RefSeq and is a predicted model, not a curated record. The coding region runs from base 126 to 938 and encodes 270 amino acids. Gene Ontology annotation, cellular component: cytosol.